AUGAAUCGAUCCGCAGCCUCGUCUGAACCGCCCGAAGAGCCAUACCAUCGGAGCGAGCCGAACUUGCUGUCUCCUGCAUCGCCCAAACCAUUCCACUUCCCACAGCCUACAAGCAUACCGAUUCUGGACAGACAGAUGGAUGUUGGAUUCAACCAGACUGAGCUCCAUAUGUCCGACCCUGCCACGCGUAAUGUUGAGCUGCGUCCUGAUGCUUGGCGCGAUCCGAACGAGCCCUUGAUCACUUCUGCGGAACAACCUUCCAUACAUUCCCCUGAUGCCGAUGUUCACCACAACUCGGAUGCAACUAUCGGCGCAUCAAUUGAGCAACAUCAAAGUCCUGCAGCAACUCAGGCUGACAGUGGAGCAGACGGCCAGACCGCUUCCACGUUUAUCACGGAUGCUGCCGCACAAAGUCAACAGAUUCAUGCCUUGAGAGACGCAUCAUUGCACCCAAGCCGAUCCGAAACUCCAGUAAAAGGCCGUGCUGAUGCUUCGGCUGCCAUUGAGGCACAAUUUGACCCUGUAACUUCUGAGCAAAUCCGGAUAGACUCUGCUCCAAGCGACGUUCACAUGCAAUCAUUGUUGGACAAUUUGCAGACCGCUUUGGUCCCUGACGCAACUGCAACUGCGUCUUCCAGUGCCGAUGACCUGUCUUCAACUGCCCCACCCAUCUCGUCUGUAGUGACUGAUACAGUAACAGACGUUCCAUCUACAUCGGUUGCAAAUCAGCACGCUACAUUGAGCGCAGCAUCAGGACUCCCCAGUGGCCUUCCUCCUCGUCCACCGCCACAAGAGCAACCGCUCAUUCAUCCCAACUACGUCCAUUCCCAACACAUAAGCGACUACCACCCUCAUGCAGUCCAAUCGCUUCCACGUGGCGAAAAUGCAGACUCUGCGGCUGAGCAGGCCUCGCCAUCCAUCGCACCGGCUGGUAACGAUGCCCCUGGCUCGCAGGCAUCCCCCACUGUCAAACAGCAAUCAUCACCACCUGCCACGGCUCGCACAGGGCCAGAACGUUCCGCAAAGGAGGCCUCAAUGCGUAAGUCCGUCACGCCUUUGGAGAGCCGACGUGAAUCCAAGCUUGCUGCGGGUGAAGUUCCCGGCGUUGAUGAUCGGCCCUGGACGGCAGACAUCCAACGCAAGUAUGAUCACUUUCUAGAACAGGAGCGCAAAUAUGUCAAUGAAGCCCGGUGGGAUCAGUUCCCAGGAGGCUCUCGGCUGUUCGUCGGCAAUCUCUCCUCCGAGAAGGUCACCAAGCGAGACAUCUUCCACGUUUUUCAUGCUUAUGGAGAGUUGGCUCAAAUCUCCAUCAAGCAAGCAUAUGGCUUUGUACAAUUCCUUCGUGUCGAUGAUUGUUUCCGGGCUAUGGAAGGUGAGCAGGGCCGACAGAUCCGAGAAAAGCGCAUUCAUCUCGAGGUGAGCAAACCACAGAAAAGCAAGGCGCCGCAGCAGAAUGCCAGUCGUAGGUCAAGGUCGCCGGAGCAAGGAGGCCGUGGCCGACAGAACUCCGAUCGUCAUGGGCGACCCUCGAAUGGACGUGGCCGGGACGACUACAGGCCAGGGCCGCGAUCGCCCUCCCCUCGCAACUAUCGCGACAGGUUCGACGAUAGGUACCGCGCGCGAUCGCGCUCGCCCGGAUAUGGCCGUGGUGACCGCUAUGGCAGUCGUGCCACGCCGCCGCGGGCCGACGAUGAUGAUGACCUUCCGCUCCCACGUCGGACGCCAGCCGAAGUGCCGGAUGUCCAGAUCAUAGUGCAGACCGAGCUGAAUCGUGAUUUCAUUGCGUGGGUCGAGCAAAGCUUCACUGCUCGAGGAGUACGGGUCGGCACAUUGCGGCUCGCACCACGCCUGAACGAAGACGCCGUGGUGAAACGUCAGAUCGUGGAGGGAGUUCUCGCCGUUGUGAAGCUAAAGCGUUCAAAUCAAGAUACCAGCAAAAUCGGACUCACGAUAUUCAAGCGAAAGUCAGGGAUGCGUGAUGUGCAAUUCGAGGAAUAUGACAACCUGGACCCACCAAUCUGCGUCGAACUAGUCUUACGCGAGAAACAGACCCAGCUUGCGAGCUCCGGCGGCUAUGCGAGUCAUUACAGCGCGCCAUCAGGAGGAUCGCAAUAUGGCUACCAACCGCCUUCCAUCCCUGCCCCAGCCGCACCGUAUGGCUACCCCUCCGGCUAUCUCCCUCCACCUGGCCAAUUCGCGGGACAGGCGCCGCCCAACCUGCAGAAUCUCAAUACCAACAAUCUCCAGAGCCUACUGACCAGCCUGAGUCAGGCCACGCCGAGCACACCACACACAGCGGGAAGCGGAGGUUUGCCUAACAACGGCGUCCCUCCAUCGGCGCCUUUCGUGUCUGCAGGCUAUCCUCCAGCACCCGGCUACGGCCAGUACGGGGCCGCUCCACCACCCCAGGAUCCGUAUGCGGCGAUGCGGUAUCCUGUAUCUGGUGCGACCGGCAUGCCAGGCCAACAUCCUGCCAACGCUCCCGCGCCGCCGCCGAACAUGCAGGACAUAUUGGCUCGUCUCGGCACGUAUGGGAAUCGGUGA
Molecule: messenger RNA, 2544 nt
Organism: Dissoconium aciculare CBS 342.82
Lineage: Eukaryota; Fungi; Ascomycota; Dothideomycetes; Mycosphaerellales; Dissoconiaceae
Exons: 1
Coding region: 1-2544 (847 amino acids)
Molecular function (GO): RNA binding
Source: RefSeq, a predicted model, not a curated record